UUCUUUCAGGCCAUGAAUCAAUAAUUCAUCCAGUCAUAUCAAUGCCACCUACUCCCUUUUCUCUUCUUUGCACAUGCUUGCUCUCUCUCUCCACACAAAAAGGUGAUGACAAGCCUGCAAAGGAGCUUGUUAAUGGACAACAAAAAAAGAGGGAGGGAGGGAAAGGUGUUAUUGGUUUUGGAUCAGCAGCAGAAAGAGUGGGACUCUCUGUGGACCGAGGAAAGGCAACUGGAAGAAACUUUUUCAUAAAUUUGAAUGGAAAUACAGACCUUCAAUUUAACAAAACUUCAUUGAGUCUGACAGUUUUUUUUCUCUGAACUUAAUUUUGUCUUUGGAAAUUGGUCACCAUGUCAAAAGUCAGCAGUGAGAAUCUACAUAAAUCAACUUUAAGCGUCUACUCGCACCUCAUGGAGCAAUUCAACCCAGGUCUCGAGAAGCUUGUUGCACUUGGAAACAGCUACGUUAAAGCUUUCCAAGCCUUAGCUGUUUGCAGUGAGGCCUACUUCAGUGCUGUGGCUAAGAUGGGUGAUCAGGCCCUUCACACACUUUCGUCUCAUUCUCUUGGAGAUGUUCUGAUUCAGAUAUCAGAAACUCAGAGAAGACUCACAGCAGAGAUGGAAGGAGUGUUUCAGUGGUUCCAGGUUGAGGUGCUGCAAGCAAUGGAGAAGAAUAUCAAGCUAGAUGAAGAGUACAUUGAGGGCAGUCGCAGAGUGUACGAGCUGGAGGUGAGGAACCAGGCCGAAGCUCUGGAGAAACAACUUAGACGAGGAGCUUAUAGAGACUCUCUGGAGAACAGUGACUACAUGAUUUACCUGAGGCAGAGUCAGCAGGAGAUCCUGAAGGAAGAGGAGAGGAGGUAUCGUUUCCUGGCAGAGAAGCACUGCGGCCUCACUCAGUCUCUAUUGUUUCUUGUAAACAAGACUGGUACCUCCCUGCAGCAGAAGGCAGAUGGGUGGAAGGAGAAAGUGAAUGAGACCAGAGGUUCUCGAACUCCUAAUCAUUUGGAUCAAGAGGUGCAGCUUCGAGGAUCAGUGGGCUCUCUGCUGCAGACCGUAGCCAGAGACGAGGAUAUGUCCUGGGCCCGGCGGGAGCAGCUGGCGCUAGGCGGAGUGCCCUCCAGAGCGCCAUCCCCGCUCCCCAACCGCUCCCGCUCCAGCUCAGUGGGGGAAUCUCUGGGUUUGGGAGGAGGAAGACCCAUGAGAGCCCUGGUGUCUCACCCCUCUUCAUCCAACCCAAAGCUUUUACCAUUCAGUCGAGGAGAAACUGUCACUGUUCUGGUCCAAGAGCCUCGUAACGGCUGGCUGUAUGGACGCACUGACACCAGCCUGCGUCAGGGCUGGUUCCCAGCUGCAUACGUGGCUCCGGUUGAAAAUUUCUCCAUAGCAACCAGUAGUGGUUCUGUACGAAGCCACAGCAUGAACAAUCUGCUUGAUACCGACCCAUCAGAGGCCAGGGGUCAUGGCGAUGUCCCACCACCGGUUACACCCAACCGUAGAGCGUCUGCAGACUUCCGACCAUUCUCUCCGGUCCCUGAGAGGAAGGCAGAAGCUGCAGUGGAGACAAAGCCUCUGUUUCUUCCUCCACCACCUCCUUCACAAAAUUUGAAUCUCAGAAGGGGAUCUGCAGAUUUUCGACCAGUCUCUUCAGUUCCAAAAGGACAGACUGACAAAGUUUCAGAUGUCCAGACAUUAUCACCGCCUGGCCCACCCGAUAACCCUUUGUUUCCCAGAGGCACAAACCCAUUCGCCACAGUAAAGCUUCGCCCCACGACGACUAACGACAGGUCUGCUCCUCGGAUCCAUUGAUCCGUCGGCGGAGGUGGAGGCAGGAGAUCUCUUAUUUUUGUCUUUCUUAACUGUGAGGGCCUUUAGACUGGUGAACAGAACUGGAGGUUUUGUAAAUAAGCUAGGUUACUUUUUGUACCUAAUCCAAAAGUGUGAGCUUUAUUACCUCUAAAAAGUGAAAACAUGAAAGUGGAAUUUUGAUUUUUGAAACCCUUUGUACAUAUUUAGAGAAAUAAGGUUUUUUGAGUGUUUGGAUCUUAUGUUCAAGAUCAUUUCUUUCAUUAAAGGUGUGGAACACUGAAAAAGCAUUUUUAAAAUCUUAUUUCUGAUUAUAAUCAGUCAGUUUGAGUUUUCCAUGCAGGCUAAACAUUAAAAUAGUCUCCUACACC
This is a messenger RNA of Nothobranchius furzeri (turquoise killifish), 2173 nucleotides long. RefSeq names its product BAR/IMD domain containing adaptor protein 2 like 2b (gene baiap2l2b). Gene Ontology annotation, biological process: plasma membrane organization; actin crosslink formation; positive regulation of actin filament polymerization. Gene Ontology annotation, cellular component: cytosol; nucleoplasm. Gene Ontology annotation, molecular function: protein binding. The record is from RefSeq and is a predicted model, not a curated record. NCBI's taxonomy places the organism in Eukaryota, Metazoa, Chordata, Actinopteri, Cyprinodontiformes, Nothobranchiidae.